Molecule: messenger RNA, 1159 nt
Organism: Raphanus sativus (radish)
Lineage: Eukaryota; Viridiplantae; Streptophyta; Magnoliopsida; Brassicales; Brassicaceae
Product: nudix hydrolase 9
Exons: 9
Coding region: 80-994 (304 amino acids)
Molecular function (GO): GDP-mannose hydrolase activity
Source: RefSeq, a predicted model, not a curated record
CCCGAAUCUGUCGACGUCAAAGGUGCACUUUCUACCAUAUCUGCUUUGUCGCGGGUCCACUGUAGCAGGAGUUCCUUCCAUGGCGAAAGUAGCAGAAGUAGUAAUGAUGCCUGAAGGGUCACGAUACCAGCUUCUCCUCUCAUGUCCUUCUGGCCUCUCUCUGUCUCAGUUGUCGGUGGAUUUCUCGAAAUCUCAUGAUCGGAUUCAACAUCCCGACCACGAUCUUGAAGAUUCUAUUGCGCAGGCUUGGGAGCAGAGAACACAGGGCAAUUCAUCAUUGUUCAAUGGCCAAAAGUUCAGAUUUGGAUCAUUAUGUUUAGAUGGUGAUGGUGGUACCAACGAAGUGCCACACGUCUGCCUUCGCCUUGGCCUGACAGAUUACAGGACUUUUGUAGGAACCAAUUUGAGCUCUCAGUGGGACAAGUUCCUUGUUACAUCACAAGAUGACUGUGUAAGAUGUCGACAUACCUCAAGUCCAUUGGGUAAUGCUGCUGUUGUCGAGACUUCUGACCACAAGAUUAUUGUGUUACGCCGGAGCGAUAAUGUCGGUGAAUUUCCAGGUCACUAUGUAUUUCCCGGUGGCCAUCCAGAGCCGAUGUCAGUAGGAAUUGAUUCUCACCAGCUUGAAAAUGAUGGAGAGGUUUUAAACAAGAAGGUUAGUCAAGAAAUGUUUGACAGCAUUACUCGUGAAGUUGUGGAAGAAACUGGGAUACCAGCAUCAUCUCUUAGCACUCCUCUCUUUAUCGGAAUAUCUAGGAGGGAAUUGAAUGUGAGGCCAGCUAUGUUUUUCUUCAUCAAGUGUAGUCACCAUUCGGAUGACAUUCCGAGACUGUAUUCUAGUGCUGAAGAUGGGUUUGAGUCAACACAGCUCCACACUGUCUCUUUGGAGGAGCUGAAGACAAUGGCAUCAAGAAUGCCAGGUUGCCACCAUGGUGGCUUUGCGCUCUACCAACUGAUGCUUCAACGUCUCGAGAGCACUAAUGAAACGCCUUGAACUUAUUGUUUUCGUAUGCCCCUCCAUGAUGAUGAGUGAACUUUUAUAUAUAUAAAUCUGAGCAUGAUAAUAAUUGUAUCAAGGGCAAGAGGGUCGUCUGUUGACAUAACUAAACAUACGAAAUUUUUGUUUUGUUUUUAAAAAAAUGAUUAAACACAUUGACCA